Molecule: messenger RNA, 2871 nt
Organism: Emiliania huxleyi CCMP1516
Lineage: Eukaryota; Haptophyta; Isochrysidales; Noelaerhabdaceae
Exons: 2
Coding region: 1-2871 (956 amino acids)
Molecular function (GO): protein binding
Source: RefSeq, a predicted model, not a curated record
AUGCCGAGCCGGAGGAGGUGGUGGCUAUGGCUUUGGACCUUUGCGAGAGGUGACACGAGUACGCUGACGCUGGGCGUCCACGUGAAGGUUGAUGGUCUGGCAUCACGACCUGAGCUCAACGGACGUGUCGGCACGAUCGUGACCUCCGUGCAAGACAGUGGCCGCUAUGGUGUGGCCAUCGGUGGUGAGGUGGUCGCUUUGAAGCCAGAGCGACUUAAGCGCAUGGCGGCUCCCGUGAGCGGCACCUCUGGCUGGCGUGCAGAAGACUCUUUCUUCUUUUCGGAGGUUGCGCGCGUCGUCCCUGAGGUCGAUGGUACGUUCAAGUCGGCGCUUUCCGAGGCACCAACAGGUCUGACACUCACAGGCGCAACGGCGAAGGCGCGCAGCAUCGCGACCUACCUCGCGGAGACCAAUCCCGAUGGCCAGCCUGAGGACGCCGAGGCGGUGGUGCGCUUCUCGGUGUGUGGAUGUACGGAAAUGGACGUACACGUGACGGGCGGCGGGCUGUCGUCGGCCUCGGUGGUCGAGCUCCAAUCGCUCAACCCGCAAGGCAGUGAUGUGGUCGUCGCCCUCUCCACCCUCGAUGGCAAGCUCACCAAGCAAGUCUGGAGCGAUGGGCGAGCAGUAGGAAAGCCAAGCAGCAUGCCGUGGUAUCAGCUCAAGCAGCCCACGCCGGAGGCGACGAAGACGAUUCGAGGCGUCGAAGUGGUCUCCCGAUACGGCCCGGGCAGCGCGGCGAGCUGGCGUGGUGUCUAUGUCAUGUGCACACUUCAGCGACGUGGGACGGUGAUCCGUAUGAGCGGUGCCUCCGCCGCCACCGCCUCCGCCACCGCCGAUGCCACCGCGCUCGCUCCUGUGCGCCAGCAGCAAUGGGAGCGGAAGAUGAGUGCCGCGGCGGAGAGGGGAGACGUCGCGAUGGUGCGCGAUGCGAUCGCGCACGGCGCGUGGCCCGAUGCGCCUGGAAGCCAGGGCCUCACGCCUCUGCACCUCGCGUGUUUCAAGGAUCGGUCGCACCCAGUCGUGGCGAAGUUCCUCGUGGGAGAGACUACGUGCGACAUGCGGCUGCGGGACGAGGAGGGCUACACCCCUCUUGACCUCGUUGUAGAGGAGGGCGACGCCGCGCUUGCCCGCGUGCUGCUCGAGACGCCUCGGCCUGCCGGUGCCCCUCCGUUUGACGUGGACGCACCCAUGGAAGAUGGUACGACGCCGCUGUCCAGAGCGAUCGAGAACGGCGCGGCGGACUGCCCGAUGGUGGCGGUCCUCCGCCGCGCUGGGGCCAAAGCGAGCGCUCCGCUGGUAUUUGCGGGCCCGCUCUACGACGCCCGGCUGGCGGGAGAGCACCGAUGGACGGCCACGCCGUGCCGCUUCGGCUCCACGACGCACCGGCCGUCCGACUAUCCACCAGGCUUCCUGGGAAUGCUCCACCGCGUCUCCGACCAGCACUACUCGAUGCUCGCGCUCGUCUUGGAUGGGCGCGCACCGCAGUACCAAGACGAGGCCGCUCCACGGGAGGUCAAGUGGCUGCGGCACUGGCUGCCACCGCGCCACUGGUGGCAGUACACAGGGGACACGACCAUCGUUGACACCGUCCACAUGGACCUUCAGGACCCGCGGAACGGAGCCAAUUUGCUCCAACGGCACGAGCUGAUGAGCGCGUGCCGCAACGGCGUGCGAGCCCUCUUCCUCCACUGCACCUCCUGCCUCACCUCCGCCGAUCUCGUCGAGUGCCUUCGACGCUGCGGCGCCUCUCUGACGUGCGUCGCCUUCUCGGAGUGCGCGGUCGAUGGCAGCGUGCUGCGUGCACUCACAGAGCACUGCCCCAACCUGCGCGCCCUCCGGAUGCACUUUUGCUCCGGCGAGGCGAGUGCGGACGAACUGAAGGCUCUGCUGCGUGCGUUGGCCACCUCGCUCCUCUGGCUCGACAUGACGGCGCCGUGGGCCCCGAGGCAUGGCAUCAGUGGCCACGGGCCUCGCGUGGACGAUGGCAGACAGAACGCACCGUGGGAAGAGCUCGAACGCUGCGCGACACUCCGUGUGGCCCUCCUGCCGGAGGGAGUGUCUGUGGCGGCCCUCUCGGGACUCGCCUCUUGCCAGCAGUUGGAGCUGCUUCACGUCGAGGCCGACGGCCGCUCGCCACAACCGCUCUCGGUCCUCGAGCCGCUCGCACGCACAGGCGGCUUCGCGCGCCUCGACAUCGCUGGCUUUGCGCUCGACGAGGCGGCGAGCGACGCCGUGUGCGCGCUGGCCAAUCGACUCACGAUCCGGGGUGGACAGCCAUUCCCGCGCGUACGGCUCGCCGCGUGCACGCGGCUGAGCGAGCUCUCGAUCCGUCGAUCAGUGGUGGAGGACGACUUGUUGGCCCUCCUCCCACUGAAAGGCACGCUUCGCUCAGUGCAUCUGAGUCCGGAUGAGCCGCUUGACCCAGAGGCGCUCAGUGUGUUCAGCUGCCUCACGGGGCUGCGGGCUCUCAACCUCUCCGGCUGCCUACGUAAUGCCUAUGAAUACGGCGAGGAGGUGGUUGAGGCCAAUGGCGAUCAUUUGGGCCAAUUGAGGCUCUCCCAGCUGCGCCAGCUCGACCUCUCUUCUCAUUACGACGCCUUCUACGCCUGCAUCGACCCCGAGACCAUUGUUCAGCUCUUCUGCUGUUCUGAACAUCUGCGCAUCUUCAACCUCUCCGACAAUGGCCGCAAGUACCCUUGGGAGCGCCUGCGCCGCGAGAUGCGUCGCCUUGCCAAGGACAGCGAAGACGCUCGCAUCGUUGUCCACACGGGCGAUGGCGUGACCGAGGUGCUUGAAGGCCGGGACGGCGAAGGCGACGAGAGCGACGACGAAGAGGAUCAGGAAUGCUCGGGGAGUGAUGACAGUUGGUGA